This is a messenger RNA of Salmo salar (Atlantic salmon), 1401 nucleotides long. Its product is annotated as glyceraldehyde-3-phosphate dehydrogenase-like. Gene Ontology annotation, cellular component: cytosol. Gene Ontology annotation, molecular function: NAD binding; glyceraldehyde-3-phosphate dehydrogenase (NAD+) (phosphorylating) activity. NCBI's taxonomy places the organism in Eukaryota, Metazoa, Chordata, Actinopteri, Salmoniformes, Salmonidae. The record is from RefSeq and is a predicted model, not a curated record. Gene Ontology annotation, biological process: glycolytic process.
UUGAUAGGCCCUUUCCCCAAAUCAACCUGAAUGUUUAACUGUGCCUACUUGAAAGACCAAACGCUGUGCCUUGCAGUUUGAUAUUUCACUCCUGCUGACCAACCUUACUAUGAUUUGGGCGUAUUGGUCGCCUGGUGACCCGUGCCGCCGCCAAGAGCGGAGAGGUCAAUAUCGUUGCCAUCAAUGACCCCUUCAUCGACUUGAACAACACGGUCUACAUGUUCAAAUAUCACUCCACCCAUGGUGUUUGGAAGCACAGUGAAGUGAGGCAAGAGAAUGGCAAGCUGAUCAUUGGCAUCCUCCACAUCCCAGUUUUCCAUGAGAGGGACCCUUCCCAGAUCAAGUGGAGAGAGGCUGGAGCUGCCUAUGUUUUGGAAUCUACCGGUGUGUUCACCACCAUCAACAAGGCCUCUGCUCACCUGCAGGGAGGUGCCAAGGGAGUCAUCAUCUCCGCCCCCAGCGCCGAUGCCCCCAUGUUCGUGAUGGGUGUCAACCACCAUCAUUACGAUAACUCCCUGAAGGUUGUCAGCAACGCCUCCUGUACAACUAACUGCCUGGCUCCCAUCACCAAGGUUAUCAACGACAACUUUGGCAUCAUUGAGGGUCUCAUGAGCACAGUUCACUCCGUCACAGCCACUCAGAAGACUGUUGACGUGCCCUCCGGUAAGCUGUGGAGAGAUGGACGUGGUGCCAGCCAGAACAUUAUCCCUGCCUCCACCAGCACCUCUAAGGCGCAAGCUGACCGGCAUGGCCUUCGUGUCCCCACCCCCAACGUGUCCGUGGUUGACCUGACUGUCUGUCUUGAGAAGGACGUAAGUCUCGUCACCUCUCUACGCUUUUUGGGGUAUUUUAUUGAAAUACAAGAUGUUCUACACAAGUACAGCUACUCUUCGAUCCCAGGCUGUGUCACAGCCGGCCGUGACUGGGAGGACCCAUGAGGCGGCGCACAGUUGGCCCAGCAUCGUCCGGGUUAGCGGAGGGUUUUGCCGGCCGGGAUUUCCCUGUCCCAUCAUGCUCUAGCGACUCCUUGUGGCCGGCCGGGUGCCUGCAAGCUGACUGCGGUCGCCAGAUGGAUGGUGUUUCCUCCAACACAAUGAUGUGUCUGGCUUCCGAGUUAGAAGAUUUUAUUUUAAAAGAAACGACUAUUAAUGUUAAUCUGAGAGACUCUGAUGUUAUGUUUUAUUUUGAUCCAAAUGAUAUGGACCCUGAUUUAACUUUCAUUGUUCAUUUGUUUAUCUUUCAUGGAAGAUUAUUCAUCCAUUAUCCAUAAAACGAAGUGGGCAGAGAACAAACCCCUCUUCACAUUAUUUAAGAUAGAAUUGAAAUAUUAUUUUGUAAUUAUCAUUGAAUGUAAAAACAAAAAAGCAAUACGCACCAUAAACGUUUUUGACAGAUUGAAAA